UCAUCCUACAACAAGACGGCGGCGGCGGCCACGGCGGCGGCGGUGGCUACGGCGGCGGAUUCGGAGGUGGAUUCGGAGGAGGACACGAUGACCACCACGGAGGCGGCGGCGGUGGCUUCGGAGGUGGUGGCUUCGGAGGCGGUUUCGGCGGAGGACACGAUGACCAUCACCACGGAGGCGGUGGUGGCGGAGGAUUCGGAGGAGGAUUCGGGGGCGGCUUCGGAGGAGGUCAUGAUGACCACCAUGGAGGCGGCGGAUUUGGAGGAGGCGGUGGAUACGGUGGCGGCGGCGGUUUUGGAGGCGGCCACGAUGACCACCACGGCGGCGGUGGAGGUGGAUACGGGGGCGGAGGCGGCUUCGGCGGAGGUUUUGGAGGUGGUGGACACGAUGACCAUCACGGGGGAGGAGGUUAUGGAGGCGGAUUCGGAGGCGGCGGCGGCGGAUUUGGAGGAGGCCACGAUGACCACCAUGGUGGCGGAGGCGGCGGUGGCGGCUUUGGAGGUGGCUUCGGAGGCGGAUUUGGGGGCGGUCACGACGAUCACCAUGGCGGUGGGGGCGGAUACGGCGGCGGCGGCGGCGGUGGGUUCGGAGGAGGAUUCGGAGGAGGCCACGAUGACCACCACGGUGGUGGUGGUGGAUACGGAGGGGGCGGUGGCUUCGGGGGAGGCUUUGGCGGUGGCCAUGAUGAUCACCACGGCGGUGGAGGCGGCGGUGGGUACGGAGGAGGAGGGGGCGGUGGCUUCGGAGGAGGCUUUGGCGGCGGCCAUGAUGAUCACCACGGCGGCGGAGGCGGCGGUGGAUACGGAGGCGGAGGGGGCUUCGGAGGCGGAUUCGGGGGUGGCCACGACGACCACCACGGCGGCGGCGGUGGCGGAUACGGCGGCGGCGGGGGUGGGUUCGGAGGGGGAUUUGGAGGUGGACAUGAUCAUCAUGGAGGCGGCGGGGGAGGAUUCGGCGGAGGAGGCGGCCACGGAGGCGGCAGCGGCCACACCACUGUCAUUAUCAAGAGUAACGGCGGCGGAGGCGGCGGCUUCGGAGGUGGUCACCACGGAGGUGGUGGCGGCGGUUUCGGAGGCGGUUUCGGUGGUGGCUAUGGCGGUGGCGGUGGCGGCGGCGGCGGCCAUCAUCACGGCGGUUACGAUUAGCCAGUGCAAGUCAAGAGUACCUUCAAAGUCUGUCAUUUUAGGUUAGGUUCAUAAUUUAUCGUUUCAUCGUGUUCAUGUGUCAUGUAUGCCUGUGUCCUGUACAUAUUGUUGAUGUUUUUUGUUAUUAAUUAUAUAUAUUUUAAUAUAACAUUUAUAUAACAAA
Messenger RNA from Zophobas morio, 1308 nucleotides. RefSeq lists its product as uncharacterized. The record is from RefSeq and is a predicted model, not a curated record. The transcript has 5 exons. NCBI's taxonomy places the organism in Eukaryota, Metazoa, Arthropoda, Insecta, Coleoptera, Tenebrionidae. The coding region runs from base 88 to 1191 and encodes 367 amino acids.